AUGGGGACUCUUCAAGUGUUGCGGCUGGGAUUUUGGAUGACUAUGUUUCUGGUCACUGCAGCACUUCCCUCUGGUUUCACUCCUGCUCAGUGGUUCAAUAAACAACAUGUGCAGUAUCCCAAGACCAAAGCCUCCAGUGACAAUAUAUAUUGCAACAAUGAAAUGAGACAAAUCAACAAGCACACCCAUCAGUGUAAGUCCUUCAACACAUUUCUGAAUUACAUGCUUGAGAAUAUCAUCAAGAUUUGUUUUACAACCAGUAUCACCUGCAAGAAUCCAACAUACAAAAACUGUCAUAAAAGUACAUCAACCAUUCCUGUCACCAACUGUGAAUUGACCAGUGGUCAUUAUCCCGACUGUCGUUACCGUGGCACUUCUGAAAUGGCAUACUUUAUUAUUGCCUGCAAUCCUCCCUUGCCAGCAGAUCAUAGUAGAAGUGAGUUGCUUCCAGUGCAUUUGGACAGCACCACUUCAAACUCAGGCCCCAUAUUGAUUCUAUCUUCUUGA
Molecule: messenger RNA, 507 nt
Organism: Sarcophilus harrisii (Tasmanian devil)
Lineage: Eukaryota; Metazoa; Chordata; Mammalia; Dasyuromorphia; Dasyuridae
Product: ribonuclease 8
Exons: 1
Coding region: 1-507 (168 amino acids)
Molecular function (GO): nucleic acid binding
Source: RefSeq, a predicted model, not a curated record